AUGGCGACGACUGCUCAGCUUUUCGAGGAGCCCUUUGACGCUGAUGAGUACAUUGAAAGAUUGGCCUGGAGGACUCCGGGUGGGGGAUCCAAAGGAGGAGCUGAAGCAUUUGACCCUAAACGGUUGUUGGAGGAGUUUGAGAACCACAUCGAGGAGUUGAAACAACUAGAUGAGAAGAUACAGCGGAGGGUAGAGAAGUUGGAGCAUCAAUGUCACCGUGAAGCUAAAGAAUUUGCCCACAAAGUGCAGGAUCUGCAAAGGAGCAACCAGGUAGCCUUCCAGCAUUUUCAGGAGCUGGAUGAGCAUAUCAGUUACGUGGCAACCAAAGUGUGUCACCUAGGCGAUCAGCUGGAAGGUGUGAACACUCCACGACAACGUGCUGUGGAAGCUCAGCGGCUGAUGACCUACUUCAACGAGUUCUUGGACGGGGAACUGCGUAGCGAUGUAUUCAAUAACCCAGACAAGAUUAAAGAGGCUGCUGAUAUAAUUCAGAAGCUCCAUCUCAUUGCCCAGGAGCUGCCAUUCGACAGGUUUUCAGACGUCAAGGCCAAAAUUGCAAGUAAGUACCAUGACCUGGAGCGUCAGCUAAUCCAGGAGUUCACUGCUGCCCAACGCAGGGGAGAGAUUGGACGCAUGCGGGAGGUGGCAGCAGUUCUCCUACAUUUCAAGGGUUACGCUCACUGUGUCGAUGUCUACAUCAAACAGUGUCAGGACGGUGCUUACACGAGGAAUGAUGUGUUUGAAGACACAGCAGCCCUCUGCCAAAGGGUCAACAAACAGGUGGGCGAGGUCUUCAGCAGCCCAGAAACCGUCAUGGCCAAACUGAUCCAGAAUAUCUUUGAAAAUAAAUUACAGGCCCAUGUAAGGGAAAAACUGGAUGACACGCGGCACUCUGACGUGGAACAGUACCUCAAGAACCUCUAUGACCUUUACACAAGAACCACAUUGUUGGCCACCAAGAUCAGCGAGUUCAACCUGGGCUCGGACAAGCACACGUUUCUGUCCAAGCUCAUAAAGAGCAUCUUCUCCUCAUACCUGGAAAGCUACAUUGACAUGGAGAAGGACUAUCUUCGCAAUCGCGGUGCCAUGAUUCUUCAGCGUUACUACGACUCCAAGAACCACCAGAAGCGUCCAAUUGGCACCGGAAGUAUCCAAGAACUAAAGGAGCGGAUUAGACAGCGCACUAAUCUACCACUAGGCCCUAGUAUUGACACCCACGGGGAGACCUUUCUCUCUCCAGAAUUGGUGGUCAACCUUCUGCAAGAAACUCGUCACGCUUUUGAGAGAUGCAACAGGCUUUCAGAUCCUGCAGACCUGCCAAAGAACGCCUUUUUAAUCUUCUUGCUGCUGGUCGAACAUCUGUGCGUGGACCACAUCGACUAUGCUUUGGAGAUCGGUCUUUCAGCAAUUCCCUCCUCAGAUGCCAAGAACGCCAAUUUGUAUUUCCUGGAUGUCGUCCAACAGGCUAACUCUAUAUUUCACUUGUUUGACAAGCAGUUCAACGACCAGCUUAUGCCUCUCAUAAGUUCAUCUCCAAAGUUGGCUGAAUGUUUGCAGAAGAAAAAAGAAGUGAUCGAACAGAUGGAGGUAAAACUGGACACAGGAAUAGACAGAACGCUAAAUUGCAUGGUGGGACAAAUGAAGCACAUCUUGGCAACAGAACAGAAGAAGACUGACUUCAAGCCAGAGGAUGAGAACAACGUCCUGAUGCAGUACACCACAGCCUGCGCCAAGGUCUGUGUCUACGUCAGGCGGCAGGUGGAACAUGUGCGGAAAUCUAUGGAUGGCAAGAACGUGGACACGGUGCUGACAGAGUUGGGAGUUCGCUUCCACCGACUCAUUCACGAGCAUCUCCAACAGUACAGCUACAGCUCUAUGGGAGGCAUGCUGGCCAUCUGUGAUGUGGCUGAAUACCGACGAUGCGCCAAGGACUUCAGGGUGCCUCUGGUGCUGCAGCUCUUUGACACUCUACACGCCCUGUGUAACCUUCUGGUGGUCGCCCCUGACAACCUAAAGCAGGUGUGUUCAGGCGAGCAACUAACCAAUCUGGACCGCAACCUCCUGCACGCCUUCGUCCAGCUCAGAGUCGACUACCGUUCAGCACGAUUGGGUCGCCACUUCAGCUAA
This is a messenger RNA of Nerophis lumbriciformis (worm pipefish), 2127 nucleotides long. The record is from RefSeq and is a predicted model, not a curated record. NCBI's taxonomy places the organism in Eukaryota, Metazoa, Chordata, Actinopteri, Syngnathiformes, Syngnathidae.